AUUUUUGUUUUAUCAUAUUUCAGUCUGACUUCAAAAUUCUCAAGUUUGAAUCGAGGAAUUUCAAAUUGGGUUCAGAUGCCACGAUAACUGUUUACUACAAGGCAAGCGAAAAGCCAGUUAUCCAAUGGGAAGCUCAAGGCAGAACAAUGACAUUGUAUCCUAGGGUCAUUACACCAGGAUAUCCGGACUUCACCGUGGUAGAUGAGUUUGUUACCACGGCAACAAGCAAAAGCAUUCUGAAGGUUUCUAAUGUGACAAGCCUUCAACAACUUGCAGAAUCCUAUGUUGUGACUUUCUUUUUGGACGUAGGAAAAGUUAAGUUGACAAUUCAUCUACAAGUCCCUGAUGCCUCCGACAUACUUGAUUACUUUUAUAGCUAUGACAGUGAAGCAACUGUCAUUGAAGAUGUAACUCAACAAAUCUCUGGAAUCGAGCAACUGAGCAUGAUGCCUGAUACAAUAACAAUGAAAGAAGAAAAUCCAUUCCAACUUGAAUGCAAAACUGAAUUUGCAAAUUCGCCUGAAGAAUCUGGCAUAGAACUAUGGUGGGAAAUGCUGGACACAACCGCACCAGAUUCCAAAAAGAAAUCACUGGAGAAUUUCAACAAUUGGGUUAGAUCACCCAAAACAAAAGAUGGCAUGGCAUUUGCAGCUACAUUUAAAAACUUAACUUCUGGAAAAUGGAUGUUAAGCUCCACAGCUAACAUUACACCUAAACCAAGCACUCUACGUCACAACGCUAUCUAUUAUUGUGAACUGAGGACGGUUGGUAGUUAUUACGCACUACUGGUCCAAACAGGGGUACCAGUAGCUGAUGACAAAUCAAGGUCUCUAUUCAAUGGAAAUGAGCCGUUCAUGUUCAACAUUGACUCUGAUAUUGGUUGGGAAGAAGAGAAGGAAAGUACUCCCCCUGAGAAGUAUAUAAAAACUUUGGAUAUUGGUGAAACCGUUGGCUUAUCAAUUGAGGUAUAUAGUGGCCCACUAGCUGAAGUGUCUCUUUACAGACCAGAUGGUGUAAGACUCACCCAGGGUGAUAAUGUUGGAGUAUUGGAGGUUGGGAAUUCUGGUACAUUUGGACAUUACAUGAGGAAAACAUUUACACUGAGAAACCUUGGUCUUUCUGGAGCAGGAGAAUACACAGUGGAGGUGUCUGUGCCUGAAUAUGGAAUUUUGGCCACUAGAAAGACAGUCAAGGUUGUAGUUGGCCCCUCAAUAUGUGUUCGGGCUACUAGUGGUCAAGCAAGGGUUAACCCAGGAGAGCAGGCAAAGUACACAUGUGAAGUGAUAGGCUACCCACUUGCUGGUGGCGAAUUUGAGACUACUUAUACUGACAAGUUUCAAUACAGAUCUGAUCAAUCAAGGCUAGGAGAAGGCUACAAUGUCAACAUCACUAGAACUAACAAUCUCAUACGUGCUGAUGUUGUCAUCAGUAGUGAUGUCAUGGAAACAAUUGACAACAGACAACACUAUUGUCACUUUAAAAAUUUCAUUACGAGAACAGAGAAUAGAGUGCGUGUUAAAAAGCAAGAUGGCGGAUGGUGGAGCAUGGAAGACGUGCAACUCACAGGGUUCGUCCCCGAAUGGAGGGCAGAGUGCGAUAAAAUGUUUGACUCUCUGUCGUAAGAUCACAAACUUUUAUCGCAGGAUCGUGAUGUGGUGAAGCAAUAGUCUCAUUUUUAAUGUAGUUUCUGUAUAAAUAAAACUUCAGAUCAAAACAAAAUCAUCUUAAAUUGCAAAAGGAUUUACUUGGUGCUUUACAAAUAUUUUAUCCUGUCCCCUUGAGUAAAGUCAGAUCGUCUGAUGAAACAAGCUUUUUUAAAGUUGUUGAAUUGACCGAGCAGUCUAGAGCACUGUACGCUAGGCACUUUCUUAAUUACAUCCUUUAUUUAAGAAAGUAAGAGAAAAAUAGAAUAUGCAUUUAUGCUACAUUCUAAAUCAGUAUUC
This is a messenger RNA of Owenia fusiformis, 1943 nucleotides long. The record is from the annotation of a GenBank genome assembly. NCBI's taxonomy places the organism in Eukaryota, Metazoa, Annelida, Polychaeta, Sabellida, Oweniidae.